Molecule: messenger RNA, 1080 nt
Organism: Poecilia latipinna (sailfin molly)
Lineage: Eukaryota; Metazoa; Chordata; Actinopteri; Cyprinodontiformes; Poeciliidae
Gene: ccng1
Product: cyclin G1
Exons: 6
Coding region: 187-1080 (297 amino acids)
Source: RefSeq, a predicted model, not a curated record
UUCCCCGUCGCCUUACGCCAAGGGUAGGGGGUGUGCAUAGGCAGAAAUUUAUCUAUGCUUAAAACUUUCUUUCUUGAAAGUUCAUACUUACACAUUUUUGCUUUUUGUAACUUUUUACACUCGCUUUCUAAGAGCGUGUGAAGAUUUUUCUCUUUUAGUUCAAGAUAUUAAAAACAACUACUCAAGAUGAUUGACACAGUAACUGGAGCACAGGCCUUUGCAGUAAAAGUAAAGGACCUGAUGGAUCUGGAGGGCCGAUGCCAACCCAAGCUCACUGGCUUGAGGCUCAUAGAGACCGCCCAGGACAACGGCCUCAGGAUGACCACCAGGCUGAGAGAGCUGGAGGUGAAGGACCUGCUUUAUCUCUGCAGGUUCUUUGGCUUCAGCUCUGAGACGUUCUCGUUGGCGGUCAGCUUGCUCGAUCGAUUCCUCUCUGUAAUGAAGAUUCAACCAAAGCACCUGUCAUGUGUUGGCCUGUGCUGCUUCUACAUCGCUGUGAAGUCCUCAGAAGAUGAGAAGAACGUGCCCCUGGCCAACGACCUAAUCCGCAUUAGUCAGAAUCGCUUUACGGUGUCUGACAUGAUCAGGAUGGAGAAGAUCAUCAUGGAAAAGCUCUACUGGAAAGUGAAGGCCCCCACGGCGCUGCACUUCCUCCGUCUGUUUCACAGCCACAUCCAGGAGCAGCUCGACGCCGAGAGCAGGGAGAUGCUGAGCAUUGAGAUGCUGGAGGCGCAGCUCAAAGCCUGUCACUGCUCCUUCAUCUUCUCCAAAAUCAAGCCGUCUCUUCUUGCUCUGGCUCUGCUGUGCUUCGAGGCCCAGGAAGAACACGACCCUGAACACAUGACCCAAAUAUCUGAGGCCCUGAAAAAUCUGCAGCACCUGCUGAAUGUGAGAGACGGAGACCUGGUGUGUGUUAGAGCGCUGGUCGGGAAAUGCCUGGCUGAAUACGCCAACACCAAAUGCUCCAGACCGAACAGCCAGAGACUCCGCUGGACCAUCUCGGGAAGAACCGCGCGCCAGCUGAAGCACAGCUACUACAAGAUCACUCAUCUUCCCACCAUCCCCGAGUCAGCCUGUUGA